Molecule: messenger RNA, 1006 nt
Organism: Pogonomyrmex barbatus (red harvester ant)
Lineage: Eukaryota; Metazoa; Arthropoda; Insecta; Hymenoptera; Formicidae
Gene: Taf9
Product: TBP-associated factor 9
Biological process (GO): DNA-templated transcription initiation; RNA polymerase II preinitiation complex assembly
Cellular component (GO): transcription factor TFIID complex; SAGA complex
Molecular function (GO): transcription coactivator activity; RNA polymerase II general transcription initiation factor activity; protein heterodimerization activity
Source: RefSeq, a predicted model, not a curated record
AGCACAUAUCACCAUUGAAAUACAACUCUUUUGGAAUACAAAUAAAGUGUAUACAUAACCUAAAAGUUGAACGUGGAAACAUAACGUUCUUAUGGUUUGCAUCUUUCACAGUGAAGAAUUAUUUUAAUUUCACAGAAUGUCGGAGAAGACAAAAAAUAUGAGCCACGUGAAACAUAUUCCCAAAGAUGCUCAAGUCAUCAUGUCAAUCAUGAAGGACAUGGGAAUAACCGAUUAUGAACCCAAAGUGAUCAAUCAGUUGUUGGAGUUUACGUAUCGAUAUGUCACAUGCAUAUUGGAUGAUAGCAAAGUGUAUGCUAAUCAUGCCAAGAAGAAGUUCAUCGAUCUGGAUGACGUCAGAUUGGCAGUCAAAAUGCAGUUGGAACGUUCAUUUACAAAUCCACCACCCAGAGAUGUAUUGUUGGAUGUAGCGCGUACCAAAAACAACAUUCCAUUACCUUUUGUCAAGCCAAACAAUGGCCUUAGAUUACCACCAGAUCGAUAUUGUUUAAAUGCAACAAACUUCAAACUUAAAAACGCGACGAAGAAAAUUGUUCAGAAACCUGCACAUUCUUUGGUAGGAAAUAAUCAAUGUAGUGGACAACCAAGAUCAAAAGUAGAAGGAACUAAGGCUGGUGUGUCGAUUGUUAAGAGACCUGGAACACUCGCCACUGUUGCCAGAACACAAACUAUUUCUAUACCAAAACCUGUCUUGAAGUUCUCUACAGCGACAACGAGCUCUACGACGGUAAAAGCACAAGUAACGAAACCGAAAAUACAGAUUACUUCUAAUCAGACGUUGCCGACCGUCAAGAUGGAAACUGAUGAGUCCUUAAAGAGAAAACGAGAAGAGGAAGAUUAUGACGUUUCGUAACCUAAAUUUGGAAUACUUUUUCAUUUAAUUAUUUUAUUAUAUUCGAAUUUUUUGUAAUAAUGUUCUUUGUUAAGUAAUACAAAAAGAAUAUAUGCAGUCUAAACAAUAAAAAUACAUAAUACGUAUAUUUAUUUA